Vigna unguiculata (cowpea) is the source of this 1668-nucleotide messenger RNA. RefSeq names its product Cytidine/deoxycytidylate deaminase family protein. NCBI's taxonomy places the organism in Eukaryota, Viridiplantae, Streptophyta, Magnoliopsida, Fabales, Fabaceae. Gene Ontology annotation, cellular component: cytoplasm; nucleus. Gene Ontology annotation, biological process: tRNA wobble adenosine to inosine editing. The record is from RefSeq and is a predicted model, not a curated record. Gene Ontology annotation, molecular function: tRNA-specific adenosine-34 deaminase activity.
UUAACAAAAAUUAAUUUUACAUCGUUUAAGAACCGCCACCCGAGAAGAGCAAGAACACUCGACGGAGAGAACCGGGAACAGAGAGAAUCGUGAGCAGAGAGAACCGCGACCAGAGACCGUGACGACAGAGCAGAGCACGACGCACCAACACGCAGCGAAACGACGGUGAUUUUGGCGUGACCGGAGAGGAGAAUGACUCGGCGCAGCCAAUAGAGACCAGAGCAGAACCCUAAUCCGCGAGGUGGAGUAGAAGAACGAACCUAAUCGCGCUUUAGGUUCCAGGGGGAGCAGAACAAGAGCAGGGAAUGAUGAAUAACUGCUUGAUUGUUCACAUCCCGGACAAGCAGCCAUAUGACCUUCACCACCAACCCACUGAGAGUGUUUUUGCUUCUGCCAUCAACCCUAAGCAUGCCAACCAAAUUGUGAGGCGUUUGAAUCAGAUAGCACCACUCGAUGAUCUCCGUCAUGUGAAACGAAUUCAAAAGAAAGUUCUUGAAGGAGGAGAAAUACAGCUAUUGGUGAUCUUGUGCUUGGCCUCUGAAGGCCAAGAUCAGCUGGAUAGUAUGCCACCUCAUCUUCAGGAGAUGAUUAGUUCCUAUCAGUUGAGUCCUUUUAUCACAAAAGUCUGCAAGUAUGUUGCAACAUCAAAAGAAGAGUGGCAAGAACAAUGCAAAUUUUGGCCAACAUCAUAUCACCCAAGGACCUACAACAUUGAUGGCAUUACUGGAUUUAGCGAGGAGGACUCACAAUCAGUUUUGAAGUUUAUGCAAUCGGCUGUUGAGUUGGCAAAAUCUAACGGCUUGGUAGUCAAUGCUGCAGUGAUUGUGGAUCCUUCAACUAAGGAAAUCAUUUCAAGUGCAUGUGAUCAGAUUUAUUCUUGGAACUCUUGCAUAGAUGACAGCUGUAAUGGAAAGCCGGAAUCAUUUUGUUCCCAUCUGAAUAUUUCUAGUAGAUGUGAUCCCCAUGAACCAUUGCAUUCAAACAGUUCCUCCAAUAGGCUCAAACAGCCAUGUACAGGUGCUGCUUGUUUAUAUACUCGGCAAUGGGCUGAGCAACCACCUCAUUCUCACAGUUCAUAUUAUUGGCACCCUUUGCGACAUUCUGCCAUUGUAGCUAUAGAAUCAUCUGCUGCCAGGGAUAGAAACCUUUUUCCCAGCGAGGGGAGCAACGAAGCAAGUUAUCAGGAAUUGGAUAGUGAGAAUGCUUCUUGGACUAGCUCUCCUGCAAAGAGACAGAAAACUGUGUGUGGAAAUGGUGAGGACGAUCAUAAAUUGAAUGCUUGCAGUCAGGCUUCUGGGCAGCCGUCAGCGCGACCGUACUUAUGCACUGGCUAUGACAUAUAUCUUGUUUGGGAACCAUGCGCAAUGUGUGCAAUGGCCCUUGUCCAUCAGAGAAUUAGAAGAAUAUUUUAUGCUUUUCCAAAUCCUAAUGCGGGUGCCUUGGGCAGUGUUCACAGAUUACAGGGAGAGAAAAGCUUAAACCAUCAUUAUGCUGUUUUCAGGGUUUUGUUACCUGAAGAAGACCUUGCAUAAGUGUUAUGUUUAAGUUGCAGAGACUAUUUAUUUCUGAAUUUUGAAUGGCACUGUUUUCUAAUUCUUUGGACUACUUUCUGAUAUUAGUGACAAGUAUGAAAUGCGAACGGGAAUUCUUCUGAUUUAUUCUUUCUAA